AUGCGUCUUAAAAGGAAAGUGCUGCUGUUGGUCCCGUGGCUCUCAGCCCUCUUGCUGCUCAAGCGUUACCUCAGGAACGACCGAGCAGAAGAGCUGCCGCUCUCAGAAUGGUUUGAUCCCAGGAAACGCCCUGAUGUGGUAACCACCACGAGCUGGCACGCUCCCGUGAUCUGGGAAGGCACGUUCAGGAGACAGGUGCUGCAAAGACACUACAGGAAGCGGAACCUCACUCUGGGCCUGGCUGUUUUUGCUACCGGCAGCCUCGCCGACGAGUACCUGGAGCCGUUCCUGCUCUCGGCGAAUGAGUACUUCAUGAGAGGCCACAGGGUGGUUUUCUACGUCCUGGUGGACACCCUGGACCGGCUGCCCGAGCUCGAGUGGGGGCCCCUCCGACGGCUGGAAGUGUUUAUCGUCUCGGACGACGGCUGGCCGUCCGACUUCCAUCUCAGGCGCAUGAGCAGCCUGGGCAGGCACAUCGUUGAAGGCAUCCAGGGCGAAGUCGACUUUCUCUUCGGUAUGACUGUCACCCAGAUCUUCCAGAACCACGUCGGGGUGGAGGCCCUGGGCACGCGGGUGGCUCAGCUGCACGGCUGGUGGUACUUCCAAAACCCCAGGCGUUUCCCCUACGAGCGGAGGCCCACGUCGGCAGCCUGCAUCCCGUUUGGACAGGGCGAUUUCUAUUACGACGGCGCGUUCGUGGGUGGCACGCCCCUGGAGGUGCUCGACCUCAUUGACGAGUACCUGAAAGGCGUCAUUCACGACCUCAACACCGGGCUGAACAGCACCUACGAAAAGCAUCUCAACAAAUACUUCUUCCUCCGGAAGCCCACCAAGCUGCUGUCCCCCGAGUACAACUGGGACGCCGAGUUCUACCCGCCGCCCCAGGUCCAGUACGUCAAGGUGGCCCAGCGGUCCAAAAGGAAGUUCUGA
This is a messenger RNA of Phacochoerus africanus (Common warthog), 930 nucleotides long. It is a transcript of the gene GLT6D1, whose product is annotated as glycosyltransferase 6 domain containing 1. Gene Ontology annotation, cellular component: vesicle; membrane; Golgi apparatus. Bases 1 to 930 code for a protein of 309 amino acids. The record is from RefSeq and is a predicted model, not a curated record. NCBI's taxonomy places the organism in Eukaryota, Metazoa, Chordata, Mammalia, Artiodactyla, Suidae. Gene Ontology annotation, molecular function: hexosyltransferase activity. Gene Ontology annotation, biological process: carbohydrate metabolic process. The transcript is spliced from 4 exons.